GGCCCCUCAGUGCAGACCGAAAAAUGUGGCAAUGCCAUCGCCGAUACUUGGGACUGUAUUUACGAAAGCAGCGGCGCCACCUUUACUGCCGCUAAUCGCACCGAGGUCAGUCAAGAGAUUGGGCCCGGCUGUCGCUGUGGAUGUAUUGUACAUUUGGGCUCGUCAAAGCCGAAGCGCAUUUUGGCAGGCGCCACACAAAGCUGUCCGGGACGCUCGUUUUGGCUUAUACAGGUGGAUGGCGAGGAGAAUAUUGCGCUGAGUUUGAACUUUUUGCGCUUGCCCUGUCCGGCGCAGUACAUCAAAGUACGUGACGGUCCGUCGCUCUCAUCGACGUUGCUCAUUGAAUUGAACGGCGGAAGUAAUUUAAAUAUGCCAGCACAAAUAGAAUCGAGUGGCGCGCAAUUGUUGCUGGAGUUCUAUGCGGGCGAAGCGAGCGAUAUGCAAGCGUCCGCCAACGGCCAGAGCAACAACAACAGCAGCAACAAUACGGUGGCGGGCAGCGUUAGUGCCGCUUGCACCGGUGGCUUUUUAGCGAAUGUCGAACAAAUUGCAGCGCGCAAUGAGACAACAACUACUUUACUGGCCGCAGCCACCAGCAGAUUGUCGGCAAAGAAUCGCAACGUUUCGCAGAAGCCAAAAUUUAGUCGUUCGAAAUUUACGUUGGUCCACUUGAGUGCGGUGGUCUUUGCCAGCAUCAUUAUCUUGAUCAGCGCCUUGUUGGGUGCGCAAUAUGUUGUACGUUAUCGSAAGUACCAUUUGGCAGUGGCGCGUCGUCGUGAUGAAGGCUCUCGACUGCACACGCCACGCGCCUCAAUGAGCUCCUUGCAAGGACCGCCAUCACGCGCCAUUUCGACUACCACGCUGCUAUCGGAGGUCAUCUAUUUGGUGAAGAUGCGUCCGAAACAUCAGUUACGUCACUCCAUAUUGCGGGAGAGCGUCGAUGCGGAGAAUUUGGCGCGCGAAACGGAAUUCAAUGACCCCGAAGAAGAAGAGGAUGCCAAAACGACGACACGCAUGGUAAAGUGCGAUGAAGAGCGUGGCAGUAACAGCUCAGUUGUCACUUUGCGCAAUGAAAUCUCACAAUCGCCAGAAUCUGUGAGUGGCAUCAGUCGGUCGCCUUCACUAGAGGAGGGUUUGGGCUCUACUACGGGCGCYGGUGAGACUAGCGGCAUUUUUAGUGGCACACUAACACGCAAGGACAGCGGUAAGGACACCGAGUCGAUCAUUUCGUCAGGUAUGAGUUCAAUUUGCGCCAGUCCACCYAUCAGACAUAGCAGUCGCUUCAACCGUUAUGGGCCCUCAGGCACAUUGAUGCCGCAUUCAGCACAACACUUAGACCAAACGACGCUYAGUGAUCGCGACUCAUUGCGUUCGUCGCUCCGCGAAUACGUGUCACGUUGUGCGAGCGCUUCGCUGACAAAUGGCUGCUAUUCACCAGCUGCAAGCGUCGUUAGCACAGCAACCAUACGUACCACCAAUCCUAAGGAGAGCAAAGAGAAGCAGAAUCGCAAAAAGUUACUUGCACGACCCGGUUCUGAAUUUUCACUGGGCAAUCAGGAAGAGCUCGAGCUCGAUUACUACGAUUACAAUGUGAUAAAUGCCGGCGCAGCACCGGGUUCCUAUUUGGGUAUGGAUCCGGCGCAACUGAUCUGGGURCCACCGCUUGAGGUGAUCACCGAUCUGCGCGAUGAGGAUGAUAAAACACCUGAACCMAUGCCGGAACCCGACGAGACUGAGCCGCUCUAUGAGGAGAUCAAAAUGCCGCGAUAUGGGCAUUAUUUGAGCGCGCGCAGCAACACAGAGUCGAGCGCCAACACCACCAGCAAUACAACACCYUCAUCCGAUGAGCUCUCGCCACUCAGCAGUCAACUGCAGUCGAAGGCCUCCUCGCCCACCACCGAAAUGAAUCUAAAGAACACAUUGCUACAGCAAAACAUAUCCACAAGCGCGGCCAGUAAACAACCCACACCCUACUUUUCGCGCAAGCAACGUCGCCACGCCAAACAGCAAUCACGUUCCMCCUCUUCGCUGCGCAGCGGCGCACGUGAUGUGGUCAUACAAAUGCAACAGUUGUGCAGCACCAAAUCCGCACGUAACAUACACAGCUCACCAACAGUAUCGAUGGAAGCGGCGGACGCGGUAUCGGCGCAUGCAACACCGCGUGACACACCCGAAAUACCCGCUGUAUUGUUGAAUUCYAUCACCGACUCCAUGACCGAGUCCAUGACGGGCUCUUAUGUGGAGAAAGAAACUUUAGUCGAGAAGAAGACAUCGCCMGAAUUAAGCGACGGUCUACUCGGCUUAGACGACAUACAGUUCGCYGAUGAGAGCGAAAGCGAUCACGAUAUGUCCAAGCAAAAGUGUAGCAAAUACGAGCAGGUGAAGCCGAAAACAGCAUCCGCAAUCAAAGCGCGCAUGCAGCACUCCUCAAGGGUGGCGGAAAAGUUGAAGCGCGUCAGCGCCGACUGUGCAAUAUUGGAGAAACGCGGUCUAGUCAAAGAGCCAAGCUCGUAUCGCAUCGAAACGAAUGUAUGAGUAAUAAGUAAUUGGAAUUAUUUUGUGGUGGCGCUUGAGCGCGCAAGAGCUGAGCUCACAAUGAUUUGAGGCGUUAUAUAUAGUACAUAUAUUACAUAAAUACAAACCUACUUGAUAAUGCACGCAUGCAGCAACACAUACAUAUACAAAUAUAUAAAUGGUAAGCGUAAAUGAUUAUGUCAUAAUACUAAUUAGGGGAAGGGCUAGCAGCUAGCUGGCAGUUGUUCCAUUGAUUACUAAUUAUAGGUAUCCGUUUCGUUUGCUUUUCCGUGUAAAUAUAUAAUGAUAACAGUAAUUAUUAAACAGUAGUUGUGUAGUUUAAAAAAAAAUAAGAGAACUAACCGUUUAAUGUAAAAUAUAUGGUUAUGUGUAUUGUACUAAAGUAGCGUAACAAAGGCGUUUUUUAAGUAAUUACACUGAUCUUAUUUAAAUACCUUGUGACCAAAAAUGUUUACAUACACACAUAUUCAUACAAACGUACAUAUUACAACCAAUAUCUAUAGUAAUUCUUAAAUGUCUGCCAAGUUUAUUCAAAACAAGGUGGCUGGCGGAGAAGUGGAGGCAACAUUUAAAAUCCAAUUUCGCUUACAUUGAGGUCAUCGUAAGAAAUUGUAGUCAAACAUAUUGUUCAGGGCAUUACCAAGCCCCUUAAGGGGUUACAUGUGUUUCACGAUUGCAAAAAAAAUGUUUUUGUUGCCUUAUUAUAUUCWAUGAAUUUUUCUACUGACCGUUUUUGAGUGGCGCACUUGAAUUAAAAUUUUUCUUAAAUCUGUUUUCGAAGUCGGUUAUCAAGAUUAUUUCUCGCUAUCUUCUUGAAAUCUUACACACGUCUUCGAAAAUCAUUUACAAACUUUUAAAAAUUAUUUUAUUUAUUCCAAAUUUUCGUUUGGCAAAAAUUUUAUCUCUUUUACAUAUCCACCAUUUUGCGAAAUAUUUGUCUAAAGCUUAAAAYAAAUGCAUUUACUAGCAGCUGUUAUGUAAACAAAGAUCACUUAUGUAUGUUAUGUUUCAGAGAGUAYCAUUUCCUAGAAUCGCUUUCGCGUGCUAUACAUAUAUGUACAUACAUAUUUUUUUGUCGCUACUGUUGUAAAUAUUCGUGCAAACACCAACGACAGAGAUAUCUCUGCCAACGGCUUCUACA
This is a messenger RNA of Bactrocera latifrons, 3676 nucleotides long. RefSeq lists its product as uncharacterized. The record is from RefSeq and is a predicted model, not a curated record. The transcript has 6 exons. Gene Ontology annotation, cellular component: cell periphery. Lineage: Eukaryota; Metazoa; Arthropoda; Insecta; Diptera; Tephritidae. The annotation marks the transcript as partial.